Messenger RNA from Trichoplax adhaerens, 1302 nucleotides. RefSeq lists its product as uncharacterized. The transcript is spliced from 8 exons. NCBI's taxonomy places the organism in Eukaryota, Metazoa, Placozoa, Uniplacotomia, Trichoplacea, Trichoplacidae. Bases 1 to 1302 code for a protein of 433 amino acids. The record is from RefSeq and is a predicted model, not a curated record. Gene Ontology annotation, cellular component: cytoplasm. Gene Ontology annotation, molecular function: imidazolonepropionase activity.
AUGGCAACACUUCGCCUUCUUGUUCGACAUGCUAAACAAGUUGUUAUGGUAUGCAAUAAGGGACAGCUAGCAUUGCCAGGUGCUGCAAUGAACCAACUAGCUGUAUUAACCAAGAGCGAUCAAUCUUCUUCAACUGGCUAUUCCAUAGUUGUUGAUAAUUGUGGAACGAUUGAUGCUAUUGGACCUGAUGAAGAAAUUGACAAAGAAUUCUCGCCAAAAGACUUUACAAACAUUAUUGAUGCGACGGAUAUGUGCGUCUUGCCAGGUUUGGUAGACGGCCAUACGCAUCCAGUCUGGGCUGGUGAUCGUGUCCACGAAUUUAAGAUGAAGUUAAGAGGAGCUAGCUACAUGGAAGUUCAUGCUAGUGGAGGUGGAAUCAAUUUUACUGUUCGACAUACACGCCAAGCUUCAGAGGAUGAUCUGUACAACUCUUUUCAAAAGCGGGCUUCUAAUAUGAUGAAAAAUGGAACUACAUUAUUCGAAGCUAAAAGUGGAUAUGGCUUGGAUGUUGACACGGAAAUAAAGAUGUUGCGUGUUAUUAAACGAGGGAUUGAUAACUUUCCCAUCGAUAUUUCAGCUACUUACUGUGGAGCCCAUUCAGUGCCAGAGAAUUUGACGAUGGAGGAAGCUACUGAUGAUAUCAUAAAUAAUCAAAUUCCUGCUAUUAAAGAGCUUAUAGAUCAAGGUAGCUUGCAAGUUGAUAAUAUCGAUGUGUUCUGCGAAAAGGGAGUAUUCGACGUACCAAGCACCUCUAAAAUAUUAAAGGCUGGAAAAGAGACAGGGCUAGCAUUAAAUUUUCAUGGAGAAGAAUUGCAUCCUUUGCAAUCUGCUGAGAUGGGAGCUAAGCUAGGUGCGAGGGCAAUUAGCCACUUAGAAAUGGUUAGUGAUGAAGGAAUUAAAGCUAUGGCUAGCAGUGGGACAGUUGCAGUACUACUUCCAACGACUGCCUACAUUUUAAAAUUAUCUCCGCCACCUGCACGAAAAAUGAUCGAUAACGGUGUUGCUGUUGCACUUGGGUCCGAUUUUAAUCCAAAUGCAUAUUGCUUGUCCAUGCCGUUGGUCAUGCAUCUGGCAUGUAUCAUUUUAAAGAUGACUAUGGAAGAAGCGCUUGCUGCAGCAACGAUUAAUGCCGCAGCUUCGCUAGGAAAAUCGAAACGACAAGGAUCGCUUGAAAUCGGAAAACUUGGUGAUAUGCUGAUAAUUGAUGCGGCGAGUUGGGAGCACCUGAUUUAUCAAAUGGGAAAUCAAGAGUCUUUAAUCAAAUACGUUAUUAAAGGAGGAAAUAUAGUUUAUCACAGGUAG